Messenger RNA from Coregonus clupeaformis (lake whitefish), 7873 nucleotides. Its product is annotated as supervillin. The transcript has 43 exons. Gene Ontology annotation, molecular function: phosphatidylinositol-4,5-bisphosphate binding; actin filament binding. The record is from RefSeq and is a predicted model, not a curated record. Bases 340 to 6789 code for a protein of 2149 amino acids. Gene Ontology annotation, cellular component: actin cytoskeleton; cytoplasm. Gene Ontology annotation, biological process: actin polymerization or depolymerization; barbed-end actin filament capping; actin filament severing. Lineage: Eukaryota; Metazoa; Chordata; Actinopteri; Salmoniformes; Salmonidae.
ACUAGAGGGGAGCUGUCAAGAGACUCAGCCCAUCAUCGUAGCCACAGCCUCAAAGCUCCACGCUACUACAUACUACUACUGCUAUUCAGCUCCUUCCCUCUCCUGUCUUUCUGUCCCUGUCCCUCUCUCUUAUGCUACCUGACUCCCUCCCUUCUUCUGUCUCUCUCUCUCUGUGCUGAGUGCAGCUCGUCCUGGGGCACUUACUGACUGCGUUUGUUUCUCUGCAUCACCUUGCAGUCAGUUGCCUGCCUGUGGGUUGGACCUCAGCACUUCUCUCUUUUUCUCUCCAGCUCUCUUUUCAUUUCAAUCUGUCCGCUGUACUUACCUGGUCUUGCAAAAAUGUAUCGGAACGCAAACCCAUGGAUCUCAAACUACCUGAGCCAUGUCAAGUUCUGCGGUCAAGGACUUGGGAGUGAGACCCCCAUCAAACUUGGGAAGGCAAGACUUUUACAGAAGAGGGCUCUUAGCUUCCAGAAAGUGUUCUCGUUCGAAGAGAAGGACGACCCGGCCAAGAACACCAAGGAUAUAGAUAUCAAUCUCUUGGCAAGCCUCCCUAAAGUUUCAGAAUUGAGGAAGCGUUUUGAAGGCAUCAGCCCUACCACUAGCUGUGACUGGAAAAUGAACAGGAAGGAGAGGAUUGCCCGGCGGUUGGAGGGCAUAGAGAGCGAAGUGCAACCCGCCAUAUUACCCAGCUGCCCAGGCCUGGUGACCAAUCGGCUGCUAGAGGAAGACACGCCCCGUUACACACGUGCCUCAGACACCUGUGACCCCUGUGUUGUCACAGUACAAUGUUACAGUAAGGAGGACAUGGAGAGUCCAGAGAUGAUGACCCAUCAGCAGGUCACUGCUCCAGAGAGGCAGUCCAGAGCCCGGUGCCGACCCGAGGAACACACCCAGACCGUCCUCACCGAACCCACAGACCCCGCUGGUACCGACCUGGACUCCAAGGUGGAGCGGAUUGCCCGCUACAAGGCGGAAAGGCGUCGCCAGCUGGCCGAGCGCUAUGGCAUCUCGCUGGACCAAGAGCCAGACACCAUUGCCACCGACCACUUAUUUUCCCGAUACGGCACCUCCAGUGGACACAGUGAGUUGGCGUCUUCCUCUGAGAGGCAACAGGGCUACACACACCCCGAAAUACGCUGCAGGGCAGAGUCUGUGGGGGAUGAACCCUCCUACACAUCCAGCAGCACCAGGGUGGGGAGAGUGGCCCCCCAGCCAAGGGUUUACGGCGAGCCUGGCCAGGGGCGACCCAGGGUGGACUCAUUCACGGAGAGGGAGAGGGUGGGGAACCUGGAGAACCAGCGCAGGGCGGCUCAGCAGGAGAGGAACGUCAAAGCCCCCGAGCCACAGCAGCCAUCUUCCUCCACCUACAUGGAUGUGACGUCAUCGACCUCGGCCAAAGUGCCCGUUGCUAAGGACUACACCAUCAUGGGGUUGCCCCCCAGCUCGCCCAAGACGGGCCGGAAGUCCUUGCUGCCCUCCCCCAAACAGGAGGUUUCCCCUGGGGACCUGUUCAUAGAGCAACAGUCCCACAACAUCCUCAGCAGAAAGGGCCCGGAAGUGAAACCAACCAGCGAUUGGUUCCUCCAGACUGAUUCGGCGGGCAACACCCAGUCCCUUAUCAACUGGCCCUCCAGGUCUUGUUUGAGCCCAGAUCUACCCAACACUGAAGCCGAUGAAGAGAAGUUGGAUGAGCGGGCCAAGCUGAGUGUUGCAGCCAAGCGUUCUCUCUUCAGAGAGUUGGAGAGGAACACGGAUGGGGGCGCCCCAAAACCACCGUCACGGAACGUGGCCAUGGAGAGGCGACUGAGACGCACCCAGGACCGCUCCCAUACCCAGCCAGUCACUACUGAGGAGGUGGUCAUCGCUGCCACUGUCUCUGCUCCUUCGUCACAAACCGUGUCGGACCAUACGGCGGUAGCACGCAUCCCUAGCCCCACUCUAGUCAGCAGCAAACUGACACCAUACAGCCUGCAGGCGUCCUCGCAGCAGAGUGCUGCAGCCAGGGAGCAGGCCAGGGAGGCGCGGCAGGCCCAUAAUGCCCUGGAGUUCCAGAGGGUGGCUCAGCGGACCUCCUCCAAGCUCCUACAGACCUCCUCUCCUCCUGAGAAUCAUCAGGGCCAGGGGGACGCAGAGCCGGAUUUGUCCACCCUAAGCUUGGCAGAGAAGAUGGCUCUGUUCAACAGGCUGGCCCAGCCAGCCACCAGGGUGACCUGCACCAGGCCUGAUAGCAGGGGGCGCAGGGCCAACGCCCGCUACCAGACCCAGCCCAUCACCCUGGGAGACCUGGAGCAGGAGCCCUCAGACACUGACCCCUGUGAUGAGCAGGAGCUAGGUGACGGGGGCCAGUGUGACAUCACACAAAUCCAUAACGGGGCCAGGUUGGGCCAGCUAUCCUCAUCAGCCCUCAGACCUGGGGCCACGGUCUCCACAGACCACGCAGGGGACAUCCACUUAGCCAGGGGGGGCGGGGGUAGCCCAGCCGAGGCCACUCCCGCUGCACCAAACCCUGGGUACUACGAGAGGUCCAUCCACCAUCACCCUAGCCCUCCCACCCAGAUCACAGAACCGACCAAUGCUGUCUGGAGGUCUGUGCCCGGUCCCCACCACCAAGCCUCUCUGGAUCUCCAGAUGCACCAGGCUGACACCACCACCAUCCUCCCCAAGGGAGAGGAGGGUGAUCUGUGGGGAGGGAAGAGAAAGCUGCCAUCUCCGGAGGGAGGUGUCAGAAAUCCCCCCCUGCCCCAGCCUCAGGCCCGGUCUGGGGGCAGGGAGUGGGAGGAGGAGCAGCAUGUGGCCAGGAUGGGUGGUGGUGAGGGUGUGGAGCCCCAGCGCGUGUUGAAUGGGUCAGAGAGCGGUGGUGGUGGUCUCCACCAGGACCAGAGGCAGCACCAGGAGCAGAGGGGCUAUCUGAGACAGUCAUCAUUUGACCUCCAGGACCCAGACAGACACAGGUCAAAGGUCAUCAGCACUGAGCUGCCAGACUCCAGUGUGUCAUCAUCGAGAGCAGCAGAGCAGCUAAGGAGUGCAUCUCUCUCUCCACACACACUGCUGCCUCAGGCUCGGGAGCUGGGCGGCGCAGACACACACACAGACGGCAGCAGUGAUCUGGGAUACACACACAGCCUGGUCCAGUCGGAGCAAGAGGACAUAGAGCUCUCAGAAGCAAUGUCGGCUAGACAGAUGUCCAUCAAAGACAGGCUGGCCCUGUUGAAGAAGAGUGGCGAGGAGGACUGGAGGAACAGGAUUAAUAGGAAGCAGGACGUGGUGCAGGUGGCCGUGUCAGAACGUCACGCUCAGCUAUGGGAGGUGGAGCAGAGCUUCAAGAAGAAGGAAGAAGGGAUGCUGAUUAAUGAGUUGGCUGUGUCUGAUCAGCUCUGGAAGCCCGUCUUUACCACCACUUCCUCUCCUCCUGAUCUCCCUGACAAUGAUAUUAAUCAGUGUCUUGAUCAGAACAGCCAGGCUACCAGUCCCCCUAUGUCCAGAGUCAACAGCCCCCACUUGUCUGGAAACUUCAGCCCCCCCUUGUCCAGAGUGACCAGUGCCUCCCUGGUUAGGGAUGAGAGGCACCCGUGGAGAAGGAAGCAGAGGAUGGGAGGAGGUGAGGAGACUACGGAAAACCAGAGCCAGCGUAUAGAGAUGUCCAUCCAUGAGAGGAAGCAGUUGAUCGUGGCCCGAGAGGAGGCCUGGAAGUCCAAGGGCCAUGGGGCAGCUAACGACUCCACACAGUUCACUGUGGCCGCACGCAUGAUCAAGAAAGGUCUGGUUUCUCCUUCUGCUCUCUUCAACCCUGUGACGUCUCUCUCCGCCAAACCCAAGAACACCACUCCAGCCAUCUCCAAGCCCCUGGAAGAGAUAGAGGCCAAACCGGACAUGAACCUGGAGUCAGACAGGAAACUGGAUAAGCUGGAGUCGUUCCUGGGCAGGUUGAACAGUAAAGUGGGCGGCCUGCAGGAAUCCACCAUCACAGUGACAGAGAAGACGGUCAAAGAAGUCAUGAAUCUGGAUGAUGAGAUGUUCGAGAAGUUCUACCGCCACGUGGCCGAGAUGCCCCUCAACAUGAACAGCAAGGUGGACAUCAAUGACGACUUUGACGACAUCUUCGGUGGUACCCAGAUACCCAAGCUGACCUCAGCCAUGGUGGAGCACAAGCGGUCGGUGCGUCCAGUGCGCAACGUCCAGUCAUCCAGGAACCCUCUUAAGAUGCUGGCGGCCAGAGAGGACAUCAGACACGAGUACACAGAGCAGAGACUCAACAUCGGCCUGCUGGAGAGCAAGAGGAUGAAGCAAGAGAAGAUGAAUAAAAAUAGUGGAUUCUCUGAGGUGGCUCUGGCGGGGCUGGCCAGUAAGGAGAACUUCAGCAGUGUCAACCUGCGUAGUGUCAACAUCUCCGACCAGAUGUCCAACAACAGCGCUGUGCCCUACAAGAAACUCAUGCUCAUGCAGGUCAAAGGCCGAAGGCACGUCCAAACCAGACUAGUAGAGCCCAGAGCGUCCUCUCUAAACAGCGGGGAUUGCUUUCUGCUCAUCACUCCCCAUCACUGCUUCAUCUGGACCGGAGAGUUUGCCAACGUCAUCGAGAAGGCCAAGGCUGCUGAGCUGGCCCAGUUCGUCCAGACCAAGAGAGAUCUGGGUUGCCGUGCCAACUAUGUAGAGCUGAUCGAGGAGGGUAUCAACACACACAGCUACGCUGCCAAGGAGUUCUGGAAGAUUCUGGGCGGACAGACCAGCUACCAGUCCGUGGGGACACCAGACGAGGAUGAGCUGUAUGAGAGCGCCAUCGUAGAAACCAAUUGCAUCUACCGCCUAGUGGACGACAAACUGGUCCCCGAUGACGACUUCUGGGGGAAGGUACCCCGAUGCACACUGCUCAGCCCCAAACAGGUGUUGGUGUUUGACUUUGGCAGUGAGGUGUAUGUGUGGCACGGUAAGGAGGUGACUCUGGCCCAGAGAAAAGUUGCCUUCCAGCUGGCAAAACACCUGUGGAACGGAAUCUUCGACUACACAAACUGUGACAUUAACCCCCUGGACCCUGGAGAGUGCAACUCACUCAUACCCAGGAAAGGCCAGGGCCGUCCAGACUGGGCUGUGUUUGGAAGGUUGACGCAACACAAUGAGACCACCCUGUUCAAGGAGAAGUUCCUGGACUGGACAGACUCCAAGAAGAAAGGUACCACCAAGAAUGGCCAUGAGCACCUCAACGAAAACAACAAGGAGCAGCAGAGCCCGGAACAGAACAUGAUGCGGGCCUAUGAUGCCUCCCUGAUGCUGCCGCUGCUCCAGAACCCAGUUCGUACGGUGUUGGAUGGGGUGGAUGUGGGCCGGGGCUAUGGCCCGGUGGCAGGGGACGACCACAGGCACUUUGAGAUCAGCACCACCGCAGUGGACAUCUGGCACAUACUAGAGUUUGACUACAGCCGGCUGCCCAAGCAGAGCAUUGGACAGUUCCAUGAGGGAGACACCUAUGUGGUGAAAUGGAAGUACAUGGUGAGCACCGCAGUUGGGAAGAGGCAGAAUCCGGACGCGGUGAGGAGCGCAGGAGCUGGGAAGGAGAAGUGUUCCUAUUUCUUCUGGCAGGGCCGGAAUUCUACCGUCAGUGAGAAGGGAACUUCAGCACUAAUGACUGUAGAACUGGACGAGGAGAGAGGAGCACAGGUCCAGGUGCAGCAGGGGAAGGAACCUCCAUGUUUCCUGCAAUGUUUUAAUGGAGGGAUGGUGGUCCAUGCAGGGAAGAGAGAAGAGGAGGAGGAGAACUCACAGAAUGACUGGAGGUUGUACUGUGUGCGGGGGGAGGUCCCAGUGGAGGGCUACCUGCUGGAGGUAUCAUGCCACUGCUGCAGUCUGCGCUCCCGGACCUCUAUGGUGCUUCUCAGCGUCUCUAAAGCAACCAUGUACGUGUGGCACGGCUGCAAGGCCCAGCUCCACACCCGCGACGUGGGGCGCACCGCCGCCAACAAGAUCAAAGAACAGUGUCCGUUGGAGGCGGGGCUCCACAGCAGCAGUAAGGUGACCAUCCAUGAGUGUGAUGAGGGGGCGGAGCCUACGGGAUUCUGGGAAGCUCUGGGAAGGAGAGAUAGGAAGGCCUACGACUGCAUGCUCCAAGAUCCAGGGAAGUUCAACUUCACCCCUCGUCUCUACCAGCUGAGCAGUACGUCUGGAGAGUUUGUGGCCAUGGAGUUAUUCUACCCAGCCAGAGUAACGGAGGAGGUCAACUCACUGCCCUUCCUACAGGAGGACCUCUACACUGCCUCUCAACCAGCCCUGUUCCUGGUUGACAACCACCACGAGGUCUACCUGUGGCAAGGCUGGUGGCCCCAGGACAGCGAGAGCCCCGGCUCGGCCCGUAUCCGCUGGGACGCAGACAGGAAGUGUGCCAUGGAGACGGUGCUGCAGUACUGCACAGAGAAGAAUGAGAAGAAGCCACCCAAGGCGUAUCUGAUCCAUGCGGGACUUGAACCUCUAACCUUCACCAACAUGUUUCCCUGCUGGGAACACAGAGAGGACAUAGCUGAGAUCACUGAGAGGGAGGCGGAGGUUUGUAACCAGAUAAUUCUGGUAGAGGAUGUGUUGGCACGGCUGUGUAAGACCACCUACCCCCUGGCAGACCUGCUGGUACGGCCCCUACCCGAGGGAGUCGACCCCCUACGCCUGGAGCUCUACCUAGACAAUGAUGACUUUGAGGGUGUAGGGGCUUAUGGGAAGAAAGCUCUGGAGAUGUCGAGGGAUGAGUAUGAGGUGUUGCCAGGUUGGAAGCAGGUGAACGUGAAGAAAGCCAAAGGAUUGUUUUAGUACGUUGGACAGAAGGCUUGUCCACCGGAUGACAUCAUCAGCAAGCGACGGUCAGUCACUGAGGUGCAUCGUGGUCCAGUUGGAACUCGCCACUGAGAACUGAGUUUAACAUUUAACCCCUUCAUCUCCGGAUUGGAGAGGGCUUGGGAACACACUCUUCUGAGUACCCUACCCUAGGAGGGAGGGAGGGAGGGAGGAGAGAUGCAGUGGUGAUAGGAGUGAGGAUCAACAGAGUUGUGCCAGCCUCGUGUAUAGUUUUCUUAUUUUCUUAAUUUUAUUUGUAUGUGUUACCAGUUUUGUUUUGUAAUUAUAAAUGUAGGUAGUUCAGAGCCAUGUGAGUGAAUGUUGAGUGGAUGUUUAUGUAAUCUGUCGGCACCCGGCUUUUUAAAUCUACACAGUGUGUGCGGUUGUGUGUGCGUGUGUCUUUGUGCGUGCGUGUGUGUGUGUACCCAUGUGUGGUGUGUGUGUGUGUGUGUGUGCGUGCAUGCUCGUUUGUGUGUGUGUGUGGGUGUGACCAUGCUUUUACAGUACAUACAGCAGUUUGUCAGUUGGUCUGGGAGCAGGAGAACCACUGCUGACACACCCCAAAUAGACUCUCUGCAAGCUGUUCUUUUAUGUGUGUUUUGUGCAUUACAAUCAAUCAUUUAUGUUUAUAUUUACUCCAUAAUAGGAAUAAAAAGCCUUUUGAGUAUUGUCUGUGACAUAAGAAAUAAAAUAAAUUGUAUUGUUAUUCAUGUUGAGGUUGUCAUAUGUUAAUAAGUAGUUGGACAAUAAUGCUCCUUUCCCCAGAGACUGUACAUGUCGCCAUUUUAUUGAACAAAUCAUGUAUCUACUACAUUCUGAUGUGUCUGUUAUCAUUGCUAUGCUGUCCUGCAUCAUUCAGGUGCUCAGAUUAAAGAUCAUUGUUGUAUUUUACGGGCAUGAAUUUACAGAAAUAGAAAGACGAGAAGAAUCUUAUAAAUUCAACAUUGUAUAGUGCCUUGCUUUUAUGUACAGUUUAUAUACAGAACGAUACUAGUCUGUGUUUUAAAGACUAUUUGUGAUAUAAAGGAUAUUAGAGAAAUAAACAUUGAAGGUAAAUCUA